Balaenoptera musculus (blue whale) is the source of this 585-nucleotide messenger RNA. RefSeq names its product divergent-paired related homeobox (gene DPRX). The transcript has a single exon. The coding region runs from base 1 to 585 and encodes 194 amino acids. The record is from RefSeq and is a predicted model, not a curated record. Lineage: Eukaryota; Metazoa; Chordata; Mammalia; Artiodactyla; Balaenopteridae. Gene Ontology annotation, cellular component: nucleus. Gene Ontology annotation, biological process: regulation of transcription by RNA polymerase II. Gene Ontology annotation, molecular function: DNA-binding transcription factor activity, RNA polymerase II-specific; RNA polymerase II cis-regulatory region sequence-specific DNA binding.
AUGGAAACACAUCUAGAUUACAGGGUGUCGGAUCCAGACGACCUUUCAAAAGGAAAGUACCAGAAACAUCCAAAAAGGAAACGAACUACGUUCACGAAGAAACAAUUGGCAGAUUUGAACUUCCUUUUCAAUAAAAACCCGUACCCCACCCCUAGCCUUCAGAGAGAAAUGACCUCAAAAAUGGACAUACAUCCAACAGUCCUGCAGGUUUGGUUCAAGAAUCGUAGAGCGAAACUCAAGAAAGCCAAAUACGAGGAUUUUCAGUCAGAACAGCAAGAGGCUCAACAGCAAUUAUCUGAGGCAGGAGGCAAGAUCAGCUCUUCCAAGGGAAAUAUGGAUACACCUCCCAGGUCCCCUAAUGGUACCUCCCCUGCAUCUCUAGUUUAUAUGGAUCGUCCAAUAUCUUCCUUCCAACUCAGCAGGUGGCGCAAUUUGAAGGCUGUCACAGACCAUUCUCUUGGCCACAAAAUGGUACAUUUUGGCUACUGCCAAUACCCUAAUAUAUACUGCCUCUAUCCCAUUUUGGAAACCCAAGCUCUCUCCACAAGCUUCAAUUCUAAUUCUUUUGGCUCUUUUUCGCCAUAA